AUGGUUGCUUCUGCUGUCCGGAUGCGCGCUCCCAGCGCCAUGUUCCUCUCCAAAGGCGCCCUCUCCCUGAAGCGGCCGCAAACUGUUCACAGAUUCAAGGACAUCGCUCAAUCUCAAUUGCCUUCCCUGUCCGCCCUUUCCCGUUUUUAUGCCUCCAAGUCCUUCCCUCCCCACACUGUCAUCAGCAUGCCGGCCUUGUCGCCGACCAUGUCCGCCGGAAACAUUGGAGCUUGGCAGAAGAAGGCCGGUGAUUCCCUGCAGCCCGGUGAUGUCCUGGUAGAGAUCGAGACCGAUAAGGCCCAGAUGGACUUUGAGUUCCAGGAAGAGGGUGUUCUGGCCAAGGUUCUUAAGGAGACUGGCGAGAAGGACGUCUCUGUCGGUUCUCCUAUCGCUGUUUUGGUUGAGGAAGGUGUCGAUGUUGCCGCUUUCGAGGCUUUCAGCCUGGCGGAUGCCGGUGGUGAGAAGGCUGCUCCUGCUGCUGAGGAGAGCAAGCAGGAGUCCAAGGCCGCUGAGGCUGCCCCGGCUUCUGAGCCUGCCCCUGCUGCCGUGGAGCCUGAGACUUCCGGCGAGAAACUCCAGCCCAGUCUGGACCGUGAGCCUUCCAUCAGCCCUGCUGCCAAGGCCCUGGCUUUGGAGAAGGGUGUGCCGAUCAAGGCUCUCAAGGGUACCGGCCGUGGUGGCCAGAUCACUAAGGAGGACGUUGAGAAGUACAAGCCCAGUGCUUCUGCCGGCCCUACCUACGAAGACAUCCCCCUGACCUCCAUGCGCAAGACCAUUGCUAGCCGCCUCCAGCAGUCCGUGCGCGAGAACCCUCACUUCUACGUCUCCACCACUCUGUCUGUGAGCAAGCUCCUCAAGCUUCGCCAGGCUCUGAACGCUUCCUCCGAGGGCAAGUACAAGCUUUCCGUCAACGACUUCCUCGUCAAGGCCUGCGGUGUCGCCCUCAUGAAGGUCCCCACCGUCAACUCCAGCUGGCAUGAGGAGAACGGCCAGACCGUCAUCCGUCAGCACAAGACCGUCGACGUCAGUGUUGCCGUCUCUACCGCCAAUGGCCUCAUCACCCCCAUCGUCAAGAGCGUUGAGGGCCGUGGUCUGUCCAGCAUCUCCAACCAGAUUAAGGACCUGGGCAAGCGCGCCCGCGACAACAAGCUCAAGCCCGAGGAGUACCAGGGUGGCACUUUCACCAUCAGCAACAUGGGUAUGAACCCUGCUGUUGAGCGCUUCGCCGCCGUCAUCAACCCCCCUCAGGCCGGUAUCCUGGCUGUUGGCACCAUCCGCAAGGUUGCCGUCCCCGUCGAGACUGAGGAGGGCACCUCCGUUGAGUGGGAUGACCAGAUCAUCGUCACUGGUAGCUUCGACCACCGUGUCGUCGACGGUAUUGUCGGUGCUGAGUGGAUCAAGGAGCUGAAGAAGGUUGUUGAGAACCCCCUCGAGCUUCUUUUGUAA
This is a messenger RNA of Aspergillus tubingensis, 1446 nucleotides long. Its product is annotated as putative pyruvate dehydrogenase complex, dihydrolipoamide acetyltransferase component. Gene Ontology annotation, biological process: pyruvate decarboxylation to acetyl-CoA. The record is from RefSeq and is a predicted model, not a curated record. Bases 1 to 1446 code for a protein of 481 amino acids. Gene Ontology annotation, cellular component: pyruvate dehydrogenase complex. Gene Ontology annotation, molecular function: dihydrolipoyllysine-residue acetyltransferase activity. NCBI's taxonomy places the organism in Eukaryota, Fungi, Ascomycota, Eurotiomycetes, Eurotiales, Aspergillaceae. The transcript has 4 exons.